Messenger RNA from Protopolystoma xenopodis, 246 nucleotides. The record is from the annotation of a GenBank genome assembly. Lineage: Eukaryota; Metazoa; Platyhelminthes; Monogenea; Polystomatidea; Polystomatidae.
AUGAUAUCUGAAGAAUGCCUUGGCGUUCUCACUUUGAUGAUCGCCAUCUCCUUCCGCUUUCUCGCCACCAUCUUGGCAGUGACGCCAUCGCAGUUGUCAUGGCGGGAGCGCCUAUUUGUGGCCGUGGCCUGGCUGCCCAAGGCUACGGUACAGGCAGCCAUCGGUCCUGUAGCUCUGGAUACAGCCCGGCAGCUCCAGGCGUCCGAAAGCAUUCUGAUAUGGGGCGAAGAGGUGAGCCACGACUGA